Messenger RNA from Trypanosoma grayi, 327 nucleotides. Its product is annotated as putative thymine-7-hydroxylase. The coding region runs from base 1 to 327 and encodes 108 amino acids. The transcript has a single exon. NCBI's taxonomy places the organism in Eukaryota, Euglenozoa, Kinetoplastea, Trypanosomatida, Trypanosomatidae. The record is from RefSeq and is a predicted model, not a curated record.
AUGGCGCAACGUUCGCUGCCGAUCAUCGACGUGUCACCGCUGCUCAACGAUCGCCUCGCAGUGGAGAAUGUUGCGAAGCAAAUAGAUGAGGCCUGCCGCACGUGGGGCUUCUUCUACAUUGUUGGCCAUUCUAUCCCACCGGAGCGCUUCCAGAAGCUGACGGAGAUGGCUAACGCGUUCUUCUCCCUUCCAAUGGAGGAGAAGCUCAAGGUCGAUAUCAAGAAGAGCCGCUGCCACCGCGGGUACGGUGAGUUUGUGGCGGAGCAACUCGACCCCACUGCGCCGAACGACUGGNAAGAAGAGCCGCUGCCACCGCGGGUACGGUGA